UAGGUUCUGGUCUUCAGAUGAACCAGGAGGAAGCACUGAGAGGUGUCAGUUUGGAGGCUCUCAGUCACAUCAUGCAGUCUUCCUGUCAUCCGAGCAGCUCCCAGUUCAACCUUCUUGCUGAGGGGUUUGGCACCAACCCUGGCUACCAGAGCCCCUGUACCAUCCAGACCUAUAACAAUGUGCAGGAGAAGACAGAGGAGCCUGUAGCAGAGGCUGUUUACUCUGAUGAUGACGAGCGUAGCACUGCCAAUGACAUCGGAGUUCUCUGUUCUGUCUGCAAGAUGAGUUUCCGCAACACUUCUGAGCUCUUGAGCCACAGGCGGUCUGUACAUCGGGGGCAGAUCAGCUGUGAAUUUUGCGGUAAAAACUUUGCCAACACACACAAUCUAAAAAUUCACUCAUUUUCCCAUACAGGAGACACAAGAUCAAAAUCAUUUUGUAAUUCUUGUGGAAAGGGAUUUGUUAAACCUUCUGACUUGAGGCGACAUGAACUGAUUCAUGCUGGAAGGUAUUCAUGUUUAGAAUGUAACAUCACUUUUAAUACUGCUGAUGAAGUCAAGGAACACUCUAAAACACAUGAUGAUUUUUCUGGUAAUUGUUCAGAUUAUAAUAAAGACUUUGACAGUCACCCCUCUCGAUCAGAGUUAGUUGGCGAACAACCAGAAAAAGAAACAUUCACAUGCGAGACUUGUGGGUUGACUCUGGAAAGUAAAUUUGAUUUGAAAGCACACUGUCUAAAACACACAGAUGCCUCACAAAACAUUUGUGGAACUUGUGGUAAAAAUUUUAGCCGACCCUCUGAUCUGAACAGGCACUCUGUUAUACAUACGGGGGAGCGGCCGUUUACAUGUUCGGAAUGUGAAAUGAGUUUCACUAACCAGAGCAAUCUGAGAAUGCACCUCAUGACACACUCUGAUGUUAAACCUCAUCCAUGUACGGUGUGUGAUAUGUCAUUUCGCAGGUCAGCUGAUUUGGAACGACACGCCUGUCUUCACAGUGGGGCAAGACCUUAUGCAUGCAAUUUGUGUCCGAUGGCAUUCACCACCAGUUAUAAUUUGAAGAUUCACCAACUAAGACACUCCGGAAGCUUGCCUUAUCCUUGCUCUCAGUGCAAAAAAGCCUUCAGCAAACCAUCAGAACUGCAGAGGCAUGCUAUUGUCCAUUCAGGUGAACGACCAUUUACAUGCCCUCAGUGUGGAAUGAACUUUUCAAAUUCCAGUAAUCUUAGAAAUCAUAUGAUAACACAUACUGGGCGUCGCCCUUAUCCUUGUAGUAUUUGUAAAAAAGCUUUCACUAGGCCUUCCGAUGUUAAAAGACAUGUUUUAACCCACACUGGUGCUCGACCAUUCGCUUGUCAUAUUUGUGGUCUAGCGUUUGCUGACUCUUCAAAUUUGAAGAAACAUACCUUAACACAUUCCAAACAUUUAACCCAUUUAAACAGAUCAAUGUUAACACUUCCGUACCAUUGUCAUGUUUGCAAUAUAACGUAUAGUUCUUCAGGAGAUUUUGAAGCCCACAUGAGGAACAAUCACAACGAGACGUCCAAGGAUUUUUUGGGUAAAGUGGAUGGCAUCAAACAAUAUACCUGUGCGAUCUGUGGCCUUCGGUUUGCCCACGCGAUUCAUUUGCAGGAACAUUCACUGAAUCAUGAUCGAGAACAUUCAUUCCAGUGCGAGAUUUGUGACAAAUCAUUCUCCCAAGAACUGUUUCUCCAGCGGCAUCUUCUCACCCAUACGGAAGCUCGACCCUACGAAUGUCCUGAAUGUUUCAAGUGUUUCAAAAGUUCGUCUCAUUUAAAAAAAUCAUAUUCCGAUUCAUUCUGGUGUGAAGCCUUUUGUAUGUGUGACUUGCAACAAGGCAUUUUUGAAGAACGCUUCGUUAAGACGGCAUCAGUCAAUCCAUGCCAAAGGAAACACUGUAGCUUGCCACAUUUGUGGGAAGAGUUUCCUUAACAUGGAGUACCUCAAGAAGCACAGUGUGACUCAUGAAUCAUAACCUCCCCGAGUACACUAGUGUUAUAGACCUCCCUUAAGCUUUCUGUGAUAUUGGCUGGACUAGGUAGCAUGUAGUUAUUUAGUUUUAAUCUUAGUGAUUCUUUAUUAAGUUAAAGCUGCACUCUAAAACUAUUAUACACAGUUGAAACAUUAGUAUAAAAAUAUUAAACUUUAAUAUACCUGUUAGUGUAUACCAUAAUACAAAGCACUUAUAUUAUUUUUUAAAGCUAAAUUGUGAAGCAUAAAGUGUUUGGUAAAUACCAAAAACUCUUUUUUCA
Molecule: messenger RNA, 2272 nt
Organism: Homalodisca vitripennis (glassy-winged sharpshooter)
Lineage: Eukaryota; Metazoa; Arthropoda; Insecta; Hemiptera; Cicadellidae
Product: zinc finger protein 708-like
Exons: 2
Coding region: 18-1952 (644 amino acids)
Biological process (GO): regulation of transcription by RNA polymerase II
Cellular component (GO): nucleus
Molecular function (GO): RNA polymerase II transcription regulatory region sequence-specific DNA binding; DNA-binding transcription factor activity, RNA polymerase II-specific
Source: RefSeq, a predicted model, not a curated record